AUGUACCACAGGGAGCCCAUAUACCUGAACAACGAAAACACGCAGGCUACGGGCAGCAUGGAGAAUAAUAACAUGAAAGAUAGGAUAGAGAAAGCUACACAACGAAUAAGGCCGUACGUUCGGCACACGCCAAUGGAUCUUUCCUUUUGGCUUAGCUCCGAGGGCAAGGCACAAGUCUAUAUAAAAUGGGAGAGUGAACAAGUUACUGGUUCUUUCAAAUCAAGAGGUGCAUUCAACUAUCUUUUGAGCAUCCGUGAUAAGUCAAUUGGUGCUGUGACAGCAUCAACUGGUAACCAUGGAGCAGCUUGUGCAAAUGCUAUGAAAGUGCUUGGAAUGAAGGGAAAGGUUUACUGUCCAGAGUAUUCGACAUCAGCAAAACGAGAGGCGAUUGAAGCUAAUGGGGCGGAGGUCAUAAUUUGUGGAAAAGAUUGUGUGGAUACGGAGAUGAAAGCCAGAGCUGACGCAAAGGAAUGCGGAGCAGUUUACGUCCCUCCCUACGCGCAUCUUGAUGUCAUGGCAGGCCAAGCAACCGUUGGAGUAGAGGUAUUUGAGGACCUGCCAUCUGUGGAUGCCGUUUUUGUGUCUGUGGGGGGAGGAGGUUUGGUUGGAGGCAUCGGCGCACACCUCAAGCAAGUCAAGCCAGAUGUACAGGUGAUAGGGUGCCAGCCAAAAAACUCCUGCGUCAUGUGGGAAUCAAUCAAAGCUGGUCGCAUCCUUGACUUGCCAUCCGAGGAGACGCUGUCAGAUGGGACAGCCGGUGGAAUUGAACAAGAGUCACCGACGUUCGAGAUGUGUAAGAAGUUCGUUGACGACUGGGUUUUAGUCAGUGAGGAGGAAAUCAGCAAAGCGAUCUAUGACGUCAUGGACUAUCAUCACAAGCUGAUCGAGGGCGCUGCCGCUGUGUCCGUUGCUGCUUACCUCAAGAUAAAAGAGCGAUUUGUCGGCAAAACGGUAGUGAUCAUAGCGUGUGGAGGUAAUGUAGAUAUGGCUGUCGUCAAGAGAGUGAUAAAGGAGAACGCUGGAGAUAUGUAGUGUACAGGGAGAUAUCAUUCUUUUCAGGAUAGACAGUCGAUGUAAUGCCUAUAGACCGUUUACACAAUGUUGCGCGCGCAUUUAAAAUGCCACAGACGAAGCUAUAGAAAGAGUCAAAUUCCACUUUGUCCGCCGCAUCAUUUUGGAUCAGCUAUGGCCCGCCAGUCUGUGGCAUUUUUUUUUUUU
Nematostella vectensis (starlet sea anemone) is the source of this 1218-nucleotide messenger RNA. RefSeq names its product L-threonine dehydratase catabolic TdcB. The record is from RefSeq and is a predicted model, not a curated record. Bases 1 to 1032 code for a protein of 343 amino acids. Lineage: Eukaryota; Metazoa; Cnidaria; Anthozoa; Actiniaria; Edwardsiidae. Gene Ontology annotation, molecular function: pyridoxal phosphate binding; L-serine ammonia-lyase activity; threonine deaminase activity. Gene Ontology annotation, biological process: L-serine catabolic process; L-threonine catabolic process. The transcript is spliced from 8 exons.